UAGAAAAGGACGUUACAUUUACGAUAAGAUGAUAUGAAGAUUUAUAUGAAACAACCUCAAAAACAACAAAGAGGUAUUGCACUUGUAAGGUAAUUUCUACCAAUCAUACUUUACUCCUGGAUAUUACUUUGGACCAAACUGCCUUCAGAGAGAAAAAUUGCCAAAACGGUUUCACAUAAAAUGUUUUUGAGAAGAAGUUUGAUGAUUAUCAGAAAUGCUGUGAAUUCCAAUUGUCAGAAACUCAAAACUGGGCACAACAUAUCACUCAUUGAAAAUUUGAGGUCACUUCCUGCAAGACGUCAUUUGACUAUUGCAGCAGCAAGAGAAUCUUUAAAAGACCUAGUCGGUGGGUCACAAAAAUUAAUUGGAGCCAGUAAUGGAACGGAAAAAGUUGAGUUGGCAUACGUUGCAGAGUCACAGGAGGAACUUCCUGUGCGGAGUAUGUCUGACAGCUACUCCGAGCUGGUUAUCCCAUUGUCUGAUGUUGCUGCCCGACAAAAGUACCUCAAUCCAAGCAUGAAGGGAAUACGCUUUGGCAGGAUAUUGGAGGACCUGGAUACAUUUUCAGUGUAUGUAAGUUACAAACAUACAGUGGUUGACAGAUCUAAGAAAGCAGGAAUAUCCAUUGUCACAGCUCUAGUGGAUAGAAUUGAGAAACAAGCAGAAAUAGUUCCUGAUGUUGAUAUAAGUAUGACAGGGAAUGUGACCUGGGCUGGAAAGUCCUCUAUGGAGGUCACUACAACAUUACAACAGAAGGUGGAUUCUGGCACUCAUACCAUCCUUGUGGCCAAGUUUCUAAUGGUGGCAAGAAACCCUGCAACUAAAAAAUCAGCUGUUAUAUGUGGAUUGAAACCUCAAAAUCCAGAGGAGGAGAAGAUAUAUGACUUGGGGAAUGCAAGCAAAUUGAGAAGACAAGAAGAAGCUAACAAAAACCUUCUAAAAACCCACCCGAGUGAAGAAGAGAGAGAAAUGAUCCACCAAAAAUUUCUACAGACACUGGAUCCCAACUUCCAAACCUUUCGCCAGCGAGUGAAGCCAGACAACACUGUAUGGAUGGAAGAAACAAUUCUGAAAAACCUACAUAUCUGUUUCCCAGAGGCCAGAAAUCUGUAUAACAAGAUAUUUGGAGGAUAUCUAAUGAGGAAGGCCUAUGAGCUAGCCUGGGCAAAUACAGCUUUGUUCUGCUCUUCCAGAAACAUCACUGUUCGGGUUGUGGACGACAUUGCAUUUCUUAAGUCUGUGGAGAUCAGGUCUCUUCUUCUGAUGUCCUCUCAGAUUGUGUACACCCAGGACAAGGACAUACAGGUCCACGUCCAUGCUGAGGUCAUAGACCCCGACCUUGGGUCACGCAGCACCAGCAAUAACUUCCAUUUCACUUUUCGUUGCCAUGAACCCACCAUACCAGACGUCAUGCCAAAGACCUAUGCAGAAUACAUGUUAUACUUGGAUGGGAAGAGACACUUCGAAAGUUAAAUUAUUGGAAUCGAUAGCCCUUCGUCAGUCAUCUGGAUGUCAGAAUUAUACUCCUUAUUUAGAUUUCUCUACACAUGUAAUUCUUUGGUUUCUAUAUGUAAUGAAUAUAAUAUCACCACUUUAUUAUUUUUUUUUUUUGAAGAGUUGUUUUUAUUUACAACCAUGCAUGUAUGUGCAAUUUAAAUUAUCAUUGUUAUGAAUUUUACAAUAUAAGAAAAGCCAUUUCUAACUGUAAUCAUGUAAAAACAGCAUAAACUUGUGAUUGUAACUGCAAAUAUGCUGUAAAAAUAUUACAUUCAGCUGUGCAUGUAUUCUGUUUAAUGCUUUUCAAAGAAGUAGUUUCACCUUAAUUAAGUACAUAGCAUAUAGAUGUAUGUACAUGGCUACAUGCAAUAACAGGUUGAUACAUGUAUUCACUUGUAACUCACAAAGUCAGAUCUUACUUUCUGAAAAGUCAGUUUUGUUGAAUAUCAAACAUGCUUAUCAUACUAUGUUUACAGUAUAAUUGAUACUAACUGUGUCUAUCUUAGUCUCGUAGCUCAGGCACCUUAUUCUCAUUAAACUAUGUACAAUCUUAACACGGGUUUUACUCAAAAAAAGCUUUUUACAGCCUUUUUACUUUAUACCAAUUAAUAACCAACCAGUCUGCCACCUUUUGAUUUACUUGGAGACAUGAAUCAAAAUUUACUGAGUGAUUUUGUUAAAUCUUUUAAUCAGUAUAAAAUAUCUGAAAUGAACAAAAUAAAUUUUCACUACAUGAUGAUAUUCUAUUUCAAUUUACAUGCAUUUUUUUUAUUGAAUAUUAAAAACAAACAAUUCUGCAUUUAUUCAAAGUAUGCAAAAGUGCACCAAUGUACAUGUAGUUUCUUAAUUUACAAAAUAUAUUGUAUAGAGCAUAUAAAUGUUAAAAUAUGUAUACAUGUACAUGUACACACAUUAUUUAUUAACUAAAAGUAGUGCAGCUGUCUGAUAUUUUGACCUGUAUUUGUCUCAGAUGAAUGAGUCCUAUAUACCUGUAGUUACAGACUGUGAAUAUCCAGAAGGCAGUUUUAUUAUAUUCAAAAUUUUAUUGUUAAUCUAAAAGUUUUAAUAUAAAUUUUUUAUUAAGUAUAUCUACACAUUUGUUGGUUUAUUGUUCUUUUUUGUGUGCAUUUUUUUAUUAUGUUCUAUUGACAUGGAGUUAAAUUUUUUUUACUUGUGGACCUAAUUUAUAUGUAUUUACAAAUAUUCAUAUUUACACCUGUAGUUUUUCAAGAAUUUAUAUUUUUUUUUUUUGGUUCUUGAAAAUGUAAACAUGAAUAGUUGAUAUUACUAUUAAAUAUAAAAUAAACUAUUAAAUCAUAAUAAACAUACUUUGCUGAUCAUCAUAUUUUUUUAGCAUAAAAUUUAUCAAUUAACAUGCAGCUAAACACUUUUCCACUAGCAGUUGAAAUUUCAACUUGUUUGACCUUGAACUUUGACCUAUAAUGUAAGAGGGGUUUGAUGGUUAACAUAAAAAUAUAUAUAUACGUUUAAAAAUCUUCAUCUCAAGAACGACAAUGCUACAAUUUGUGAGAUUACUAUGCAAGCAUUCUAAGAUAGUGUAGAUUUAGAGGAGUUAUGCUAACAAACUGUUUCAGAAGUAUAAUGGCCAAAAUUAUAAUUAAAAAAUGGCUAAAUUUCCAGAAUAGAAUCAAAAUAUCCUAUGAAUGUGUGCAUCUACAUAUUAGACUUUGUUAAGGUGGUAACCAUCUAAAAUAAUAGACAUUAGGUUGAAAAGCAUUAGAGGACACUGCUUUGACCUUAACACAUGACUUUGAAAUUUGUUAAGCUGGCAUGCAUUGAACUUUAUUUUAAGCUCAUAACAAACUUACCUCACCUACAUGCAUUUUUUUUACCUGAGCAAAACUGAGCCAAUGGAAAAGAAUUCAUGGUUCAAAUCUUGAUUUUAAGAGAUCUGCUAUGACCUUCAAAUUUGAGCUAUAGAAACCAGGUUCAAGGUCACAACAUACCCUUUACUGAAUAGUCUUGUUUAUGUGAAGUAUGAGCCUGAUAGAGCUAAAAGGAAAGAGGGUACCCUGUUAUAUGCUCUGGACGACCUAGAAACUUUGAUCAAGGUGACUGCACAUUCUUUGACCAAAGGCACUCAGUUGGUGAAGUAUGAUCCAGAUUAGAAGGCCAACAACACCCUUUACUUAAAGUGGAAGUGAAAAGAAUGAGCCAAAUGUAGCUAUGGGAAGAGAAUAUAUGAAUAAAGUUUGAUGUGGUCUGAUAUGACCUUAACCCUUGACCUAAAAACUUUGCUUUGUUUAAGAUCACUGCAUAUCCUUUGAGUCAAGGCAGGAAGUUAUGAUCUGGACAAGGAUUUUUAUUUAAAUUUACAUAAUUCUGCUAUAACCUUAACCUUACGCUUAAAAACCCGGUUAAAGGUGAUUGCACACCCUUAACCACCCUUGUUUUGCAAUUUGAGCCAGCUACGUCUAAGAAAACAGAAUACCUAGAUAUGCUCUGGACAAAGAUUUUUUUAAAGUAGCUUGAUAUGACCUUGCCCUAGAAACUUUGUAUAAGGUCAAUGCACAUACUUUGACCAAAGGCACUCUGUUGGUAAAGUAUGAGCCAGAUUGAGCCAUAUUGAAAGAAAAUAAGGACAAGUGAUCUCGAAAGGACAGAGGAACGGAGAGAUUGAUCACUAUUGGAUGCCCAUUGAUCAGGGCCCUAAUUACCGGUAUGUGGAAUCGUUGAUUUCACGGUGGCUCAAUUUUCAUGAUAUUUGUGGGUAGCUCUCUCCCACAAUUUACAUCCUUGACAAAAACCAAUUAAGAUUUCUCUAACUGAAAACAUAUGCAUCUACAAAAUUAAAUCCCCACCAAUAAGCAAAAAUACCACAAUCCACAAAAAUUGGUGCCCACUAAUUUGUAAUGAUUCCACAGUAUGUCUAUUAAUAAAAUAUUUUCAUGAAAUUCUAUUCAGUUGCAUUAAAGGAGUUUGUUGACAAAUUGUUUCAGAAGCAUAUUCAUUUGUGGCCAAAACUUUACAAUCAAGAGUGGCAAAAUUCCCUCAAAACAAAAAUGGGAACUUCUUGCAAUAAUUCAUUGUGACAAUGUUUUUAUUGCCUCAAAUUUUCAUAAGAUUAUCGGUCAUUUAUUGGUUCCAGAGGAGUUUCAUCGAAA
Messenger RNA from Magallana angulata, 4622 nucleotides. Its product is annotated as acyl-coenzyme A thioesterase 9, mitochondrial-like. The coding region runs from base 181 to 1473 and encodes 430 amino acids. The transcript has 15 exons. Gene Ontology annotation, biological process: acyl-CoA metabolic process. Gene Ontology annotation, cellular component: mitochondrion. Gene Ontology annotation, molecular function: fatty acyl-CoA hydrolase activity. The record is from RefSeq and is a predicted model, not a curated record. NCBI's taxonomy places the organism in Eukaryota, Metazoa, Mollusca, Bivalvia, Ostreida, Ostreidae.